This is a messenger RNA of Fundulus heteroclitus (mummichog), 1436 nucleotides long. RefSeq names its product olfactory receptor 4Q2-like. The coding region runs from base 136 to 1065 and encodes 309 amino acids. Gene Ontology annotation, molecular function: olfactory receptor activity; G protein-coupled receptor activity. Lineage: Eukaryota; Metazoa; Chordata; Actinopteri; Cyprinodontiformes; Fundulidae. The record is from RefSeq and is a predicted model, not a curated record. Gene Ontology annotation, biological process: G protein-coupled receptor signaling pathway. Gene Ontology annotation, cellular component: membrane. The transcript has a single exon.
CAUGCUGAGCUGUCAGUCAGACUGGUUAUUAAUAGCUGAAGCAAAAGGAGGAGAGUCAGAGCAGAGGGCACAGCGAGCCUCUCAGCUCUAUCAUGUUGUAACAUUUUACAGGAUAAACUCUGAACCUCUUUGAUUAUGGAUAAUGUUUCUGUUGUAAGAAUCUUCACUCUCACUGGGUUAAAUGAGACAAUGGACCACAGAACUGCUAUAUUCUCGCUCACUUUGGUUUAUUACUGUGUGGUUUUAUUUUUAAACAUCUCCCUCAUUGUCAUUAUUGUUUUGGAUGAAAACUUGCAUGAACCUAUGUAUGUUUUACUUUGCUGUGUUUGCAUUAAUGCAGUUUAUGGCACGACCGGUUUCUACCCUAAAUUCCUGUUAGACCUGCUGUCGUUUUCUCAGGAAAUGUCCUAUGGCUGGUGUCUCUUUCAAACUUCUCUCUUGUACUACUACGCAUGCUGUGAGCUGUCUAUCCUGGCCCUCAUGGCCUACGACCGGUACCUGGCCAUCUGUCGGCCGCUGCACUACCACACAUUGAUGACCAGGAGGAGACUCUCUCAGCUGGUGAGUUUCUCCUGGCUGACUCCUUUCUGCAUUGUAUCAAUCAAUAUUUUGGCCACAUCCAGACUGGAGCUAUGCGGGUUUACAAUUAGGAGACUCUUCUGUGUGAACUGGAUCAUUGUUAAGCUUGCCUGCCCCAACAGCAACACCCUCUUAAAUAACAUUGCUUCAUAUGCAGCAAUUGUAAUCUAUGUCUCUCAUGGCUUUUUCAUCGUUUGGACUUACAUGCACCUCGUGCGAACAUGUGCAACCUCCAAAGAUGACAGGAUGAAGUUCAUGCAGACAUGCGUGCCUCAUUUGAUCUCUCUGACCACUUUCGUGACUGUGAUUGUUUUUGAUUUGAUGUAUAUGCGCUUUGGCUCUGCACAAAUGCCCCAAAGCCUUCAAAACUUAAUCGCUAUAGAGUAUCUGCUUUUUCCUCCAAUGAUGAACCCUUUAAUAUACGGAUUCAAAUUGACCAAAAUACGAAACAGAAUCCUGAGCUUAAUUUAUGUUAGGAUACAAUAAGAACAUAUUUGUUCUGCUUAUUUGUUCAGUUUUAUUGAUAAAAUGUCUUUAUUUUCCAUCAUCAAUUUGUGAUCAAGCUGUGUGCGUAAACAUAUGUAGGAUGUUUCUCAUAACACAACAUAGACAGUGAUGAAAAGCAGUUCAUUUAUCAGUUCUUCAGUUCACUCCUAAGAUAAGUAUGAACUGAUGAAUUAACCUAAUAACCCGAAGGUAAACAAAAGAGGUUAUGAGACACCAAUUUUAUUAUUUUUUGUUUAUUUUUUAUUGUUUCAGUGUUUUUCUUGUAAACUAGCUGUUGUAAUCCUCCAUGAUGUCAAAUAAAAAUAUAUUCUCAUUGUAGUUUUCUCUGUAGUUUUUCAGGAACCUAGACA